Nematostella vectensis (starlet sea anemone) is the source of this 4882-nucleotide messenger RNA. Its product is annotated as putative ATP-dependent RNA helicase DHX57. The transcript is spliced from 23 exons. The record is from RefSeq and is a predicted model, not a curated record. Gene Ontology annotation, cellular component: intracellular anatomical structure. Bases 257 to 4492 code for a protein of 1411 amino acids. Lineage: Eukaryota; Metazoa; Cnidaria; Anthozoa; Actiniaria; Edwardsiidae. Gene Ontology annotation, molecular function: RNA binding; metal ion binding; ATP binding.
GCGCAGACUCAUGAUAGUAACACACUCCGUUACCCGUAACACAAAUUUCGCCGCAAAAUGUUAAAAAAUAGAAAAAGGUUUUAAUUUAAAAUGUUAUUGAGACUAUCGCCUUGUAUUUGAAUUGCUUUUUGUCCUGCUGUUUAUAGGACUGCUUUAGAAUGGUUUUAGUGGGCGCGAAUUUUCUAACAAUUCCUAGAAUUUUAAAUACGGCUUAGAAAUUUUCCAUGAGAUCUGGGAAUUUUGUUGAUAAAACAAGAUGAGCAAAGCGCCACGGUCAAACUACCGACCAAACAGGGGCGGCGGAAAGUUUAACAAACCAAACGAGAAGCCAGAUAACACAGAUCCUACGGACAGUAGCGUGAAACCACGAGUCAAAGGGAACCAGGCAACGGGAAACAGCGACAAACCACAAACGGGGACUAAAAAUGGGAGAGAUCGAGCGAAAAACACUGGGAGCGCAAACCAGGGCAAAGGGAAACGGAGUAGCGGAGACACUAAAAGUGGUGCUAGGGUAGAAACGAAAGCUAACCGGAGCGUUGGAGCUAGUAGAUUUGGUGGUAAAGAUGGUAUUAAAGCGCCAAUAAGACCAGAUAGUAGAGACAGAAAAGGAGAACAAGUGAAUAUUAUCCGGCAAUUAGAAUCAUUACAAGGUCCAUCCAGCAGUGAACCUAUAAAUGCCGGUUUAGAUUUUAAUGUUAUUGAUGAGAUGCCAAAGAAAGCUAUCUAUGCAAAAGGGGGAAGACAGCGAUCUCAAGCACCUGUACAGAAUUUACACAUGACGGAACAAAACCAGGAUAUGAUACACGAUAUGCUGAAAGACCUACAGAUAGAACCUGUAUCAGAUGCACUAGAUGACAUAGACUUUGACGAGCUAGAGAGAGAUGAGGAAUACUGGGGCAGUAUUGGCGACCAGAGACUGCAAAUCCAGGAUGUGCUGACAUUUGCUGGGUUUGAUGGUGCUAAGACUGAUGAGAAUUUUACAGAUGGCAACCCGUAUGCACUAAGAAAGCUUCUACAAUCCGGCUUUGAGAAACAGAGAUGUAUUGACGCACUGAAGAAAUAUGAUGAUGAUGUUGGGGCUGCAUUAGAGGCACUUUUGGUAGGUGCAUGUAAAUUGGAAAAUAUUGGAAAAGUCAACCCUGAGUUCACUCCUGAGCUGUAUGAAGAAGCAAAAUUCCAAAGAGGGGAGGAACUGGUUGCUAUCCAGUCAAUCUACGAAGACACGUUCACCGAGGCAAUACCUGAUAGAUUGUGGAUUAUAAAAUUGUCAAUGUCAUUUAUCGAAGAGUUGUACACACCAAAGCCUAAAAAGAACCCAAGAACAGAGAAGGAGAAAAAACCUACUCCAAAUAAAAACAUCUGUAGAUUUUAUUUAAAAGGAAAUUGCAGGUAUGGAUACCUUUGCAAAAAGAGCCAUGCUGUUGAGGAAGUUGAAGAAGAGAAAGAUGACAGACAUUUACAAACAGACAUCAAAGCCAUGAUUUUCAAUCUUGAGGUGCGCUUCCCUGAGGGAAGUAUUUACCCAUUUGAACCACCAAUAAUAACCCUUUAUACAACACACGAGUUUGUCCCCCCACAUGUAUCGCUUAAUAUUACUCUUCGGCUCAGCAAUGAGGCUAUGGAGCUCACCAAAUCUGGGCUCCCUGUGUUAUUCUCACUUAUUAGUUUACUUGAGGAUAAAGAUGAGCUGAUGAAGUACAUUGAGCGACCUCCAUCAGAAUACAGCAGGUCUGAGGAGAGUGUGAGGCCCCUGUGGGUGGCACAGCCAGGCUUGCAGGAUGCUGAAGGUGGUGGAGAUGAUAAUAGGGUUGACAUGACACCAAAGGAAAGAAGGCAAAAGAAGGACAUCAGCGUUGAUGAGAAGGAAACCUUGAACAGAAAGUUGAAACUUCAAUUUGCAAAACAAAAGGCAUCUCCAGCAUACAAGGCCAUGCUUCAAGAUAGACACAAGCUGCCUGCCUGGACAAGUUGUGAGGAGAUUAUUAGCACCCUUGACCAACAACAAGUGCUUGUCAUCAGCGGCAUGACAGGGUGCGGUAAAACCACACAGAUUCCCCAGUUCAUCUUGGACAGCUACUUGGAGAGAGAAAAGGGCGCAGGGUGCAACAUUAUCUGCACUCAACCUCGCCGCAUCUCUGCAAUGAGUGUGGCAGAGAGGGUGGCGGCCGAGAGGGCAGAGAAGCUUGGUGACAGUGUAGGCUUCAAGGUUCGACUUGAGAGCAAACAGUCCUCAUCAACACGCCUCCUGUACUGCACCACAGGAAUUCUGUUGCGGUAUUUUGAGAGUGAUUCAACAUUAGCAGGUGUCAGUCAUGUGGUUGUCGAUGAGGUCCAUGAGAGAACAGAAGAGAGUGACUUUUUGAUGAUGGUGUUACGAGACCUGAUAAUGGAAAGACCUGACCUUCGUGUCAUCCUCAUGAGUGCCACUCUGGACUCCAAGCUCUUCUCCGAGUAUUUCUAUGAUGCACCAGUUAUACACAUUCCAGGCCGUACCUUUCCUGUACAUGAGUACUAUCUUGAGGAUGCGCUUGAGAACACAGGGUUUCUCGUGGACCCAAGCUCGCCGUACGCCAGGCCCGUCAAGCGCGCUAAUGCGGCCCCCAAGUCUGGCAACUUCAAAGGCGCGGGUAAAGCGCAACAGCUUAUCCAGGACUCAGAGCUAGUGGAGAGCGUCACGGAGCAGUGUCAAAUGCCGGCUAACAACCUACAGGACCAGAACCUGACCGAGGCACAGAUAAAGAUGCGUUACAAAGAUUACAGUAGCACAGCUGUUUUGGCGCUGUGCACCAUGGACCAUGAGAAAAUCAACAACGACUUGAUCGUGACUUUACUAGAGUGGAUUGUCGACCCAACAAAGCACGAGCACCCUAAGAGCGGCGCUAUCCUGGUUUUCCUCCACGGCAUGGCGGAGAUAAUGGCCCUGUUCGAGCAACUGAUCAGACACACUGUCUUCAGCGCCAAAGAUAGGUUUCGUAUUCUCCCGCUCCACUCAUCUCUGUCAAGCGAAGAGCAGGCCUUGGUUUUCAAACGGCCGAAAGAAGGUGUUCGUAAGAUCGUCAUCUCCACAAACAUCGCUGAAACGUCUGUUACCAUUGACGACAUUGUCUACGUCAUCGACUGCGGGAAAAUGAAGGAGAACAGGUACGACUCAACCAAAGGUAUGGAGAGUUUGGAGGAGGUCUGGGUUUCCCGAGCUAAUGCACGUCAGCGUCGUGGUCGCGCGGGCCGUGUGACAUCCGGGGUCUGCUUUCACUUAUUCACGCGUAAUCGCUACGAGUAUCACAUGAUUCAGCACCAGGUCCCCGAGAUUCAGCGUGUCCCGCUAGAGAAACUGUGUCUUCGUAUCAAGAUCAUGACGCUGUUCCAUGGGCGAGACGUCAAGGAAGUGUUGAACAAGCUUCUAGAGCCUCCAUCUGACACGUCAAUCAAUGAUUCCCUCGGCCGACUGCACAGCCUUGGAGCACUGGACACAAAAGAGAAUUUAACAUCGCUCGGUUAUCAUCUUGCGGCUCUUCCUGUUGACGUCAGGAUUGGAAAGCUGAUGUUGCUAGGUGCAAUUUUCCGCUGCUUGGACCCAGUCUUAACCAUAGGCGCCGCACUGAGCUACAAAUCCCCCUUCGUUGCGCCAUUUGAUAAGCGCGAAGAGGCUGAUAAGAAACGCAGCGAACUCGCGACUGGAAACAGCGAUCACCUGACCCUUCUCAAGGUGUACAACAAGUGGGCGGAGACGAUGAGUGUUAACAUGAACGCGGGGUAUCAAUACUGCAGGGAUAACUACCUGUCAAUCAAAACACUACAGAUGAUAGCCAGUCUCAAGUGCUUAUUUGCGGAGCUCCUCUCAGACAUCGGCUUCAUCGACAACAAGCUGACGUCACGACGGUUAGAGAGACUGGCACCAAGGACAGGAGAUGGUGUGCGCAUGGGCACUGGAGAAGCGAUCAACGCGAACGCUGAUAACCCGAAACUGGUGCUUGCAGUGCUAUGUGGGGCUCUCUAUCCAAACGUGGUCCAAGUAGUCAAACCAGGGACGAAAUACAAGGCAUCAAGCACAGGUUCCGUUCCCCUGGAGUCCAAAGCGGCCGAGCACAAGUUUUGGACUAAGAAUGAGGGACAAGUGUUUAUCCAUCCCAAGUCCGUGAACUUUCAAGUGAACUUUUACGAGAGUCCGUAUCUGGUCUACCACGAGAAGGUCAAAACCUCCAAGGUUUAUAUUCGCGAUACAAGCAUGGUGUCAGUCUACGCGCUGUUGUUGUUCUGUGGGGACGCACUGAAGCUCGAGCUCGAGAGGGGAGCGCUAGUUGUGUCUAUCGAUGACGGCUGGAUCCGCUUCACCUCGUCUACUCACCAGGUGGCCACCCUCAUGCGAGAUCUGCGGGUUGAACUGGACCGACUCCUCGCCGACAAGAUCGAGACGCCUUCGCUAGACCUGCUGACAUGCCCACGAGGGAGCAAGAUCAUCGAGACAGUCAGUACGCUCAUAGCCACUCAAUGACGUCACAAUUUAAGCCAAUGGCCACUCAAUGACGUCACCCACGAGGGAGUUAGAUCAUCGAGACAGUCAAUACGCUCAUAGCCACUCAAUGACGCCACAAUUAAAGCCAAUAGCCACUCAAAGACGUCAGCACGAGGGAGUAAGAUCAUCGUAAAAGUCAGCACGCUCAUAGCCUCUUCUCGUUCCCAUAGCUUCUCGGUCAUACUGACACAACGCAGCUGAGGAGCUCUGGGAACGAGAAUGGCUCAUAGCCGCUCAAUGAAGUCACAAUAUAAGCCAAUAGCCACCAAUCCUGUCACUGGUGGAAUACAAGCUAAAUGCGGCAUGAUAAGGAAUAUGAAGAAAAGGGAUAUAAAUUGGGAAAUUUGGGAUUAAAUGUGAAGAUUCACA